Molecule: messenger RNA, 1639 nt
Organism: Mangifera indica (mango)
Lineage: Eukaryota; Viridiplantae; Streptophyta; Magnoliopsida; Sapindales; Anacardiaceae
Product: kinesin-like protein KIN-1
Exons: 16
Coding region: 20-1477 (485 amino acids)
Biological process (GO): microtubule-based movement
Molecular function (GO): microtubule binding; ATP binding; microtubule motor activity
Source: RefSeq, a predicted model, not a curated record
CUUCAAGCAGUACAAAACAAUGUCGAAUAUAACAGUCUGUGCUCGAUUCAGGCCUUUAAGUUCGAAGGAGAAAGCUAAUUAUGGCAAUAGUGUGUGCAUUCGUGGUGUCGACUCUGAAACGUUCAUUUUCAAGGAUGAGAAGGAUGAAGAUUUUAAGUUCAGCUUCGAUAGAGUGUUCUAUGAGAAUUCUGAGCAGGUUGAUGUUUACGAAUUUCUAGCUCUGCCUAUUAUUCGAGAUGCUGUUAAUGCUAUAAAUGGGACCAUCAUCACUUAUGGACAGACAGGUGCUGGGAAGACAUAUAGCAUGGAGGGUCUUGGCAUCCUAGAAUCUGAUGAGCGUAAGAAAGGAUUACUCCAGAGAGCAGUAAAUGGACUAUUUGACUGCAUCAAAUCGUCUGAAGAAUCAGUCAAGUACACAAUUAAGUUUUCAAUGGUAGAGAUUUACAUGGAGAAAGUCAGGGACCUUUUAGAUUUAUCAAAGGACAACAUACAGAUUAAGGAAAGUAGAGUGCAAGGAAUACUGUUAUCUGGAGUAUCAGAGAUUCCUAUCUCAGACCCUGCAGAUGCAAUGCAAACCCUAUCUAGUGGGAUAGCAAACAGAGCAGUUGGAGAGACCCAAAUGAACAUGGCCAGCAGUAGAAGUCAUUGUAUCUACAUAUUCACAGCCCAGCAAGAACUAAAUAAAGAAAAAAGGGUGAAAGCUGGAAAAUUGGUUCUUGUGGACUUGGCAGGGUCUGAGAAAGUGGAGAAAACUGGUGCUGAAGGGAAAGUUCUUGAAGAAGCCAAGACCAUCAACAAAUCCCUUUCUGCCCUCGGGAAUGUAAUAAAUGCUUUGACCUGUUCACCGGGAAAAGCUAGCCACAUUCCAUACCGUGAUUCCAAGCUUACUCGGAUUCUCCAAGAUGCUCUUGGAGGAAACUCCAGGACUGCUCUGCUCUGUUGCUGCUCUCCAAGCUCUUCAAAUGCAUCAGAAAGUUUCUCCACUCUUCGCUUUGGCACAAGGGCAAAGCAUAUAAAGGCAUCACCACGUGCCAAUUGCAGGGAAGAAAAUUCUGCCAGAGAUAAUGAAGCAUCAUAUGCAACUAAAGACGAGUCAAGUGAGAGAAUUUUACAUCAGUUGAGGGAGAGACUGGAUGUUGAAGAUGUGAAGUUACUUGAAGAAUUAUUCAUUGCGGAGGGAAUAUUCUUUGAUCCUAAUUCAGUGGAAGACUUGGAAUUGGCUUAUGAAGAUGUUACCUUCCGAACAAUUUCCUCACUGAAACAAGCUGUGGAAGAGCUUACAAACUCUGUUGAGGAGCUCAGCACUGAGAAUAAGGUCCUCAAGAACAGACUGGCAGCUCAAAGGAUUGAUGUUCUGCGUAAAGAGCCUGAGGAAAAUGGAAAUUCAAGUUUUCUUCAUAAAAUCUUAGACCUCUGCAAGUUAGCUUCCAGGGUCUGGCCAUUCUCUGUCGUUCAGACACUGACAUCAAAACUAUGACGCUUGCGCCAGGAGAAAGGGAUUUAAAAAUUCUGGGCACCUGAACUAGGGAUACCAUGAUUCUGAAUUGCCAGGUUAUGGUUUGUACAAUUGAGAUUCUCAGGAUUACGACUAGCUCUGACUAGUUCAGGCGCUGAUAAAUAAGAUUGAAUGCAUUACAAG